AACCUGUUCGUUCUCCGGUACUCCGAUCUCGAUGGAUCCAGUAUGCGGAUACUCGUGGCAGCAGCAAGUUCAUGACGAUCGAUAGAGGGAAUCAUAGGAAUACAAGAUGGAGAUCGAGAGCGUUUUAACCGGAGGUUUAACCUCGGUAUCAACCGGACUCUCAUGGUUCUUUCCAGUGCUCGCGGCUGCACUAGUCUAUUUCCAAUACGAAGUAAUGGAUAAUGAAGCACCACCGAUUAAUAUACCUUCCGAAAUACUCCUGCCGUCUUACGAUUUUAUCGUGGUGGGAUCUGGCUCCGCAGGAGCGGUAGUGGCGAGUCGUUUAUCAGAGAUAGAAAAUUGGAACGUGCUACUCCUGGAAGCUGGAGGCGAUGAAACGGAAAUCUCCGAUGUUCCUCUUCUUGCUGGCUAUCUGCAACUGAGCCAACUCGACUGGCAGUACAAGACGGAACCCGAUGGAGACGCCUGUCUAGCAAUGGAGAAUGGUCGCUGCAACUGGCCGCGUGGCAAAGUGAUCGGUGGGAGCAGUGUGUUGAACUAUAUGCUGUAUCUCCGAGGCAACAAGAAGGACUACGACCUGUGGGAGCAGCAAGGUAACCCGGGAUGGUCUUCCAGGGACGUUCUCCACUACUUCAAGAAGUCGGAAGACAACCGGAACCCCUACCUAGCUCGCACACCUUAUCACGCAACUGGAGGGUACCUAACCGUGCAAGAAGCGCCAUGGCACACUCCUCUGGCUACUGCGUUCGUUCAAGCCGGCCAGGAAAUGGGUUACGAGAACAGGGACAUCAACGGGGAGCAGCAGACUGGGUUCAUGAUAGCCCAGGGAACCAUCAGACACGGAAGUCGAUGCUCCACAGCGAAGGCCUUCCUGAGACCAGCCAGGUUGCGCAAGAACCUACACGUGGCCAUGUACGCUCACGUCACGAAGAUUCUAAUCGACCCGAAAUCCAAGAGAACUUACGGAGUGGAGUUCGUCAGGAACAAACAGAUGUUCCGUAUCCGCGCCAAGAAGGAGGUGAUCGUUUCAGCAGGUUCGGUGAACUCCCCGCAGCUACUGAUGCUGUCGGGAAUAGGACCUAAGGAAGACCUCUUGCAGCAUGGAAUACCGGUGAUCCAGGACCUAAGGGUCGGCUAUAAUCUCCAAGACCACGUCGGACUAGGAGGUCUGGCGUUCAUGGUGAACAAAGAGAUCUCGGUGGUGGAGAAGAGACUGUACAAUGUUCAGGUAGUGAUGCAGUACGCUAUCUUCGGCGAUGGUCCUUUGACAGUUCUAGGCGGUGUCGAGGGUCUAGCCUUAGUCAACACGAAGUACGUGAACGCCUCUGACGAUUACCCGGAUAUAGAGCUGCAUUUCAUAUCGGGUUCGACGAACUCUGACGGAGGUAGACACCUCAGGAAGAUUCACGGGCUAACGAAGAGGUUCUACGACGCUGUGUUUGGAUCCAUUAACGAUAAAGACGUCUGGAGCGUGAUUCCCAUGCUUUUGAGGCCGAAAAGCAGAGGGAUUAUCAAGCUCAGGAGCAAGAAUCCUUUCGACCAUCCGCUGAUUUACCCGAACUACUUCAAGGAGCCGGAAGAUAUCGCGACGUUGAUCGAGGGAGUCAAGAUAGGGGUCGCUCUGAGUAGAACCGCGACGUUUAGACGUUUUGGCAGUGAAUUGAAUUCGAAGCAAUAUCCAGGUUGCAAGCAUAUCACUAUGUACAGCGAUCCUUAUUGGGAGUGCAUGAUUAGGCAUUAUUCCGCGACUGUUUACCACCCGGUGGGCACCUGCAAGAUGGGUCCUUAUUGGGACCCAGAGGCUGUGGUUGAUCCUCAGCUUCGAGUUUACGGGGUCACUGGACUUCGAGUCAUCGAUGCGUCCAUUAUGCCAAAUUUAGUCAGUGGAAAUACUAAUGCACCGGUUAUCAUGAUCGGAGAGAAAGGGUCUGAUAUGAUAAAGGAGUUCUGGCUGAAGAAACGGGAUCGGGGAUGAACGGACGCGUCAUUGGAGCAAAGUGAUUUUGUGAUUAUUUAAAAGAAACUUGUAAUUUCGAAUUUUCGUUAAGUUUAGAGUUAGGUAGCAUGAAUCGGAACGCCUAGUAUUUCGUGAAUUGAACAGUUAUAAAUAUUAAGUAUAGACGUUGUGAGAUAAGACUAGAGGUAUCAGUAUAACUGAGUUGACGGUGGUAUAAAGUUACGCGAAGUUUUGUUACGUAUAGACGAAGCUU
This is a messenger RNA of Eufriesea mexicana, 2210 nucleotides long. RefSeq names its product glucose dehydrogenase [FAD, quinone]. The transcript has 4 exons. Bases 107 to 1975 code for a protein of 622 amino acids. The record is from RefSeq and is a predicted model, not a curated record. Gene Ontology annotation, molecular function: flavin adenine dinucleotide binding; oxidoreductase activity, acting on CH-OH group of donors. Lineage: Eukaryota; Metazoa; Arthropoda; Insecta; Hymenoptera; Apidae.